CCUCGGCGGCGGCGGCGGCGGCAGAGGCGGCAGCGCUCGCCAUUGCCGCUGGUGGCAGGAGGCUGCGAGGAGCCGGCGCGGUCGCAGUCUCCACGGCGCAGGCCCACGGUAGCGCAGCCGCUCUGAGUAAAUCUUCAUGGAGGAACACGGAGUGACCCAAACUGAACACAUGGCUACCAUAGAAGCCCAUGCAGUUGCCCAACAAGUACAGCAGGUCCAUGUGGCCACCUACACUGAGCACAGUAUGCUGAGUGCUGAUGAAGACUCUCCUUCUUCUCCCGAGGACACUUCUUACGAUGAUUCAGACAUACUCAACUCCACAGCGGCUGAUGAGGUCACCGCUCAUCUGGCUGCUGCAGGUCCCGUGGGAAUGGCUGCUGCUGCUGCUGUGGCAACAGGAAAGAAACGGAAACGGCCUCAUGUGUUUGAGUCUAAUCCAUCUAUCCGGAAGAGACAGCAAACACGUUUGCUUCGGAAACUUCGAGCCACAUUGGAUGAAUAUACUACUCGAGUGGGACAGCAAGCUAUUGUCCUCUGUAUCUCACCCUCCAAACCCAACCCUGUCUUUAAAGUGUUUGGUGCAGCACCUUUGGAGAAUGUGGUGCGUAAGUACAAGAGCAUGAUCCUGGAAGACCUGGAGUCUGCCCUGGCAGAACACGCCCCUGCACCACAGGAGGUUAACUCGGAGCUGCCCCCUCUCACCAUCGACGGAAUUCCAGUCUCUGUGGACAAAAUGACCCAGGCCCAGCUUCGGGCAUUUAUUCCAGAGAUGCUCAAGUACUCCACAGGUCGGGGAAAACCAGGCUGGGGCAAAGAAAGCUGCAAGCCCAUCUGGUGGCCUGAAGAUAUCCCGUGGGCAAACGUCCGGAGCGACGUCCGCACAGAAGAGCAAAAGCAGAGGGUUUCAUGGACCCAGGCACUACGGACCAUAGUUAAAAACUGUUAUAAACAGCAUGGGCGGGAGGACCUUUUGUAUGCUUUUGAAGAUCAGCAAACACAAACACAGGCCACAACCACACACAGUAUAGCCCAUCUUGUACCAUCACAGACCGUAGUCCAGACCUUUAGUAACCCUGACGGCACUGUCUCACUUAUCCAGGUUGGUACAGGGGCAACAGUAGCCACAUUGGCUGAUGCUUCAGAAUUGCCAACCACAGUCACUGUUGCCCAAGUGAAUUAUUCUGCUGUGGCUGAUGGAGAGGUGGAACAAAAUUGGGCCACGUUACAAGGAGGUGAGAUGACCAUCCAGACGACGCAAGCAUCAGAGGCCACCCAGGCCGUGGCGUCACUGGCAGAGGCCGCAGUGGCAGCUUCUCAGGAGAUGCAACAGGGAGCUACAGUCACCAUGGCACUCAACAGCGAAGCCGCCGCCCAUGCUGUCGCCACACUGGCCGAGGCUACCUUGCAAGGAGGGGGACAGAUCGUCUUGUCUGGGGAAACCGCAGCGGCUGUCGGAGCACUUACUGGAGUCCAAGAUGCUAAUGGUCCCCACAUCUUUCUGAGUCUUUGUAUUCGAAAGGCAGAUUCUGGUCUUAGAUGAUUCCAGCAGAAUCUUGGUGCCUGUCAUUGCAGGUAAUAUUCUGUAAAGGGAAAUCUUUUUUUUUUUUUUUUUUUUUUGGCAUACCAAAUCCAGAGCCAUAUUGGACAACUUUAAUUGGAGUCAUUUCUAUUUAAUAUGUGGAUGAAAAAGUAGGUUUUAAUUAAGCGUGUUAAAAGGGGAUUGAUCACUGUUCGCACAAGAGCCAGAAUAUUGUGACAGGAAGAAUUCCUAUAGAAUGAAGUCUUUAAGUUGGACUUUCCUUUUUUACUUAUGCUUCCAUUAGGAUUUUGGAGGAAUGUCAGCGCACUGUUAUUAACUCUGAUAGCUUGUACAUCGCAGCCAGUAUGGUUUGGGGCCCUCUGGCUCUCAGGUUACCUGUAUAAAUACAGGGAUUCACUUCCCAGCUCUACCAUUUGCUUAAUAAAGAGCAAAUGCGCAGAACCCAGCAGCAGCAGCAGCAGCAGCCUGGCAGAGCCGUAAUCUGAACAGGAUAAACAUGCUUCUUUUUGAAUGAUGCUCUCUCCCCAUCCUCCUGCCAAGAGCAGGAUAUCAAAUGAAGGGGAGGUUGUGGUUGGAGUCAGUAAAGUGAAUGUCUAAGUGGCACCUGCUCCAUUCAGCAGAUCUGCUUUCCCGGGGCCUCCCACUGCACAUCUGCUCCUGACAAAGCCUCUUUUCUCCUCCUGUUGGUCCGGCUGAGAGCAAAGGCCUAGCAAGGAGACAUAUUGGUUUUGCUCUGUCAGCACAAUUGCCUGUGACAUUAUAAUUACACCAAAUCUUCAUUAUUAGAAAGGCCCCAAUUUAGAGAUUUUCAGAGCCAAAAAGGGGUUUUCGAAGUGAAAUUGGUAAACACAUCUUUUCCGUUGUAAAGCUAGCAAUUGGAUCUGAAAAUCAUUGAAGGGGUCUAAAUAUGGAAACUGAGACACUGCUCUGAGUGAGACUACAAAAACCCUGCUAUCAGAUUGGCGCAUGAAAGAGGCGUCCAGCAAUUCUGAUUUUAGCCAGCCCAAGCUUUCCGUACUGCCUGUAGUACUGUCAUGUAGAGCUAUAUUAUAUUGUUCACAAAUGCUGAUAAAGUUUCUCACCUAGGGGCGCUGGGGGGUGGGAGGUGUUAAAAGAAGUUGAUGGGGUAGAGCAGCAACGGAGAAAACCCUACAGUCUAAAUAAGAGAAGAGAAAUGCCAGGAAAAUAUAUUUUAGGUGAACGCAGAGCAUCCAGUUUCAGAUUGAGUUUCCAUUUAACAAAGGCAACUCUUAUCAUGUUCUAUGGUGUGUGUACGAUCGAAGCGUGUUUAUAACGUGGAGUUGGCUCACUGGAAGCUCUGGAAAGGUUUUAGAGCUGCACUCUGGCUAUUGAAACUUUAAUUAGAGUCGAAGUAAAGAUGGAUUCCUCAGUCCUACCAGCUACGUUUCACGUGCUCUCUAGCCACCAUGUUGGCCAGUGCACAAACAGAACAUGGCCAUCUUUACAGUGAGUUCUGGUAGACAGCGCUGUUUUAGAGAUGAGUCUGAACCUUUUGAAAUGUCUUGACUGCUUUAGCAAGCCUUGGGAGGUUCCUAUUUCAGCCUCGUUUGGAGGGGGAAAAGAGAAUUUGCCUGGAUGUUUUUGGAACGGCUCCUUCCAGCCACGUUACUUUAUCUUUUCACCUUAAAAAAGUGUUUUCCUGCAAGAAUCUCCCAUCCUUUCUCCACCCUCACACACACCCAAAAUAAUAGUAAUGAAUUAUACCUAUCAGAAAGGACUUUAAUUUUAGGAAGGUCCGCUUUCAGCUGACCUACUCCCUGGUCUCCCCUUCCUAAACCUUUCACGGCGCUGCUGUUUGCCUGGAGAGUUUUCUCAUUAAACAGAGCUUCUGACUAACAAGGGCACACGUGAGUGCUCAAGGGCCAAGAGUGUGUAUGUGAAUUGUUCAUUUUGUCUACAACGUGAAGCGUGGACAACACACUGGGGUGGACCAUUGAGCUAGUGGCACCUUCCGUUUUCAGCAGCUCUGGGGACCAAGAGCAGGGUCUUUAACCUUGCUUCCUUCAUUUGUCUGCCUCUUAGAAGUCCCUGCAUGGUUGCUUUGACUCCUGAGAGGAAACCUAUGUGAAAUAACAAAACUACCUCGAAUCUAGAUUUUCUCCUUUUUCUCGAGAACUUAAAUCAUGUAAAUAUAAUGUUCCUUAUCCUCAUAGCAGCCCUAUGAGACAGAAGUAACCCAUUUGUUUUAUAAAUGUAAGUAUAGUCAACUCUCAGUUGCCACAUACAGAUCAUCUGUCAUGCAGAUUACUCGUGACACAUUUUAAAUCCUUGGACAGUUUCUUUCAACAAGCAAGCAUAAGCCUGGACCAUCUCCUCCACCCCCCACCCAGCUGCUGGGUACUUAAGGAACACAAAUUAGUUUUCAUAUUAGCUUAAGGAAGACAUAAUUAGGAAAGUAAGUCUAAGUAAGUCUGCCGCAAGAAAAGCGCAUCAUAAAUUCCAGGUUAUGGGAGAGACGGCUGACCCUCCCUUCGGCUCAACUAAGAGCCGACUGUAAGAUCUGCUUUUACGAACGCGCACACCGUUAGCACUCCAUGUGCUGGCAUGUUUACCAAAGGAUUUGUAGAGCCCUCCAUGGGAGGUUGUCAGAGAUGGCUUUGUACCCCCGGGCACCGGGGCAUACAGGGGAGACCGUGUCCUGUGGCCGCUCCUCCCUGCCGCAUCCCGGAGGCGCAUCUUGCUCAAGUGCUUUUUAAAAGUUCUGUCUGGCCCACCGCCCAUCGCAAGCAGAGGCUGACCGAGCAUCGCAGGGGGCUCAUGUUUGGGCAAAGACGGCAGCAGCCUCAGUGUAAGGUACCAGAAGCACGGCACCCGGCACGGAUGGUGGACUGCUCCGUUCUCCGGCCACCAAAUGGUCUUAGCCGCUGAUAGUUUUGUGCAGAGAAAGCAACCUGGGGAUUCCUCUAGUGUCAUUCCGUCCGCCUUCUGGCAGAAGCUGGAAUUCUUCUAUAAAGAACUUGUCCCCAUUAGCAAUCUGAUUAUGCUAAAUACAGUCCAGAUAGUAAAGGCAGGAUAAAUAGUUGAACAAAAUGAAGUUUAUUGAGAUAGAUUUCUUCCUUUGACUAUCAAACCCCGUAACUAUUUAUUUCUACUUUCCAGUGUACUGUCUUCAGGUGUCUUACUGCCUAAAGACAACUUAAUUCUGCUCUUUAUAUGCUCUUAGAAUGUUCUAGUGUUUGUUUUCUAAAUGGUACUCUACAGGUUGUGCUUAGUGAGGGAUUGAAAAAUAGUAGAACAUCUUUGGAAGCUUUUUUGCCUCAAUCUUUCUGUGUUCAGUUAGCAGAGGCGAGGGCUGGAUAGUGGGCACAUUUGGAAUGUGGUGGGGGGAGGGUUCCUUGUGCUAGUCUCUCUCCUCUUGUACCUGUUUGAAAUUCUCCAUAAUGAAAACACUGAAAGUAAUAACAGAAAAAUAAAAAAAAUCUCCGUUCCCAACUCUAGGUAACUCCUGAUUGGCUCUUGUAUUCAUUUCCACACCUGACUGUUGGCAAAGCCUUCGUGUGAUAACUUUCCCCUGAGGUUUCCAUCAUCUUGGUACCAUGGGGCACCUGGCUGGCUCAGUCAGUGGAGCAUUUGACUCUUGAUCUCGGGGUUGUAAGUUUGAGCCCCAUGGUGGGUGUAGAUAUUACCUAAAAUCUUUAAAAAUAUAUAUAUAUCAACACUUUCUGUAUUGCUCAGACCCUUCCAUUGGCAUAUAGACUUUGGGGACCUUGAGUGUCCUCCUUCUUCCCAGUGAUUUUUCUGGAAUUACUGAGCAUCUCUUUCCCUUCUCUGGAAGGUCAGAUCAGAUGUCCUCCUAAUAAGCACAUACGUGUCCCACAAACUUCAGCUGGAUACUUUUCUCUCCUGCCAUUUUCAGUUUAAAGCCCUGUUGGUCAGACCAGCAGGCCUUGAAGUCAUCUUGUUCAGCCCCACACUGGGGGCUCAGCCUGCAGGAUAAUACACCACAGUGGUUCUGAAGCACAACACCCUGACUUCAUGAAUAUUCCUGGACACCAGUAGUUUCGAACAGAAGUUGUAGAAUUGUACCUCUCACUAGCAAAGUAAAAAUGAAUUUAUUUUUAACAUUUGGCUUAUGGGAUGAGGGCAAGAGAAAUUUCUCGGUGGUCUAAAAAAUUAGGCAAAGGACAGAGUCUGCUGUGAAGGUUAUCGCAGAAAGUGGUUUUUCCAAGAGAGGGUUCACGUUGUCUAGCAAGAGGGGAGAAAACCUUGUAUGCCGAGAGGUGCCUGUUACCCCAAGGCACUGCGAGGCUGCUGUUGGCUCCACGAGAAUACUCAGCACGCCAAGUGUAAUACAUAUUUUAAUCCAUAAAUCCCUCAAAUGCACCCAAAAGCCACGGACUUAGAAAACACGGAAGAGGAAGAUUAAAUGUCCCAGAAGCAGCUAAUAUAACAGAAGCAGAAUGAUUGGGAGAGAAAUACUUUUUCUGUUUCCUCCUUGUCUCCGUGUCUGGAAGGUUACCUGGAUCUCCUUUUCAUUUGCUAUUGGCAUUCUUUUCAUGACCUUCCUUUUCUUGCCCUGAGACUGUCCUCUUUCUUUCUGGUCCUUGUUUGUCAUUCCCAGCUUCUGUAUCUGCCUGCCUGCUGGACGAGCUUCUCUCCCUGCUUUCCUUCCCGUUCUCCCAUCGCUGCACCAGUACACAUGACACCUGUUUUUCUUCGUAAAAUAGUGGCUUGUCUUAGACUUCGGUCCCUGGUGUAAAUUCUUUCUCAAGCCUGCAAAUAAGACUUUAAAGGACUUCCCUCCUGCCUGUCACCCCUAGAGACACCUGGAGAUAACCCUCGAUGGCUCUUUAAAAACUGCAGAGGGGUGCCUGGGUGGCUCAGUCGGUUAAGCGUCCGACUUCAGCUCAGGUCACGAUCUCACGGUCUGUGAGUUCGAGCCCCGCGUCGGGCUCUAGGCUGACAGCUCAGAGCCCGGAGCCUGCUUCGGAUUCUGUGUCUCCCUCUCUCUCUGCCCCUUCCCCACUCAUGCUCUGUCUCUCUCUGUCUCAAAAAUAAAUAAAAACAUUAAAAAAAAAAAUUAUAAAAAAUAAAAAAAAAAAAACUGCAGAGUAUUACUUAGGUAAUAUAAUUUAUGAUUUUAUUUCUUAUCUGUUCCUAGCUUUUCCAGUCACAGUCUUCUGGAUCCCCAUUCAAGCCAGCAUUUUCCUGGUACCUGUAGCUAGCUUUCACAUCCAUAAACUACAGAAAGCAUUACAUUGUAAAUUUUUCCUUUGGGUUUUAAGAAUCCUUUCUCUUCCAUCACAUGUGUUGAUUUGAUAAAUUUAUUUGUUUAGUUCUCAAUUUCUCCCUGACAACCAUCAAUAUUUGUCUCCCAACUAAAGAUAUUUCCAUGACCAACUUGGAAGGCCUUUGGGCUAAAGGAUUCAGUUACAGCAAACAACAAUUCCCAGAGGUUUCCCAGAUUGUGAGGGCAAAUGAAAGGCCCAUUCUUCCCCAGGCCGUCUGUCCUGC
Molecule: messenger RNA, 7015 nt
Organism: Leopardus geoffroyi (Geoffroy's cat)
Lineage: Eukaryota; Metazoa; Chordata; Mammalia; Carnivora; Felidae
Gene: NRF1
Product: nuclear respiratory factor 1
Exons: 11
Coding region: 137-1540 (467 amino acids)
Biological process (GO): regulation of transcription by RNA polymerase II
Cellular component (GO): nucleus
Molecular function (GO): RNA polymerase II cis-regulatory region sequence-specific DNA binding; DNA-binding transcription factor activity, RNA polymerase II-specific
Source: RefSeq, a predicted model, not a curated record